UAUCACAACCUUCAACUUUCUCUUCCUCGUUGCAACCCUAACUUUUGCAAAUUCCCGUGCAAGAGAAAUGACGAACCCUAAAUCUCUAGUUUUAGGGUUAACUUAUUCUUCUAAAUCAACAAUUCCUACCCCAAAAUCAGCCACAAGAGUGCUUGAUAUGACGGAGCCACUCAAAGAAGUUAGAGAUGGAUACGUCAUAUCCCUCAAUUUAGGCACACCCCCUCAAACUAUUCAAGUCUAUCUAGACACGGGAAGCGACCUAACCUGGGUGCCAUGUGGCAAUCUUUCGUUCGAUUGCCUAGAUUGCAACGAUUAUAGAAAUAACAAGUUCACCACUAGUUUCUCCCCUUCCCGCUCCUCCUCUUCCUCUCGAGAUUCGUGUUCUAGUACUUUCUGUAUGGAUAUCCAUAGCUCAGACAACCCAUUUGACCCUUGUACAAUGUCGGGGUGCUCAUUGACCACCCUAGUUCGGUCCACAUGUAACCGGCCAUGCCCUUCAUUUGCCUACACCUAUGGUGAUGGCAUCGUCACCGGAACCCUCUCUAGGGACAUUCUUAGAGUUCAUGCAAGUAACCCUAAUUCAACACGGGAAAUUACAGGGUUUUGUUUUGGUUGCGUUGGCGCAACAUAUAGAGAGCCUAUAGGAAUUGCAGGGUUUGGAAAAGGCCCACUUUCCCUACCAUCACAAUUAGGGUUUCUCCAAAAGGGUUUCUCCCAUUGCUUCUUGCCUUUCAAAUAUGCAAAUAACCCUAAUAUUUCAAGCCCUUUGAUUGUAGGAGACCUAGCCAUAACCUCAAAAGACUACCUACAAUUCACUCCAAUGUUGAAAAGUCCAAUGUACCCCAACUUUUACUACAUUGGACUAGAAGCCAUAACUGUGGGAAACACCACUCCAACACAAGUACCCUUAAACCUAAGAGGGUUCGACUCUGCUGGGAAUGGGGGGAUGAUCAUAGACUCAGGCACGACUUAUACACACUUACCAGAACCAUUCUACUCACAACUUGUAGAAACCCUAGAGGCAGCCAUAACCUACCCGCGAGCCACUCAGGUAGAGGAGAGAUCGGGGUUUAGUCUCUGCUACCACGUGCCAUGCCAGUUCAACAACAUUCUUGGUGCUGAUGAUCUACCUCCCAUAACCUUCCAUUUCUUGAAAAAUGCGAGCCUCACUCUCCCACAAGGGAACUCGUUCUAUGCGAUGGGCGCUCCAAGCAACUCAACCGUGGUCAAGUGCUUGCUCUUCCAAAGCAUGGAUGAUGAGAUUGACCACCACUAUGGGCCAGCUGGGGUUUUUGGAAGCUUCCAGCAGCAGAAUGUGGAAGUUGUUUAUGAUUUGGACAAGGAGAGAAUUGGAUUCCAAGUUGCUGACUGUGCAAUGGCUGCAGUUUCUAGUUAGCAGUCUUUUUUCAGUUGAGAUUUUUACCUUUUUCUUGUGUGUUUUUUUAUAAUCCUUUUGCAAUAUUCUAUGUUCAUGUGUUUCAUGUAAGAUUCCCUAAUGCUACAACGGUGCCGGUGUGGAUGAUUGAUGCACUCAAUCCUAGCUGGAAUCGAAGAAGCAAGAGAUCUACUUUACUGUUUACAGGUUGUAAUCGCUAAUUCUCUGCUCAAAACAAAUGAGUAUGAGAUUAUCAAUAUUACAGUUGUUCAAGCAAGACUGCAUUUUUCUCUUA
Salvia splendens (bonfire salvia) is the source of this 1670-nucleotide messenger RNA. RefSeq names its product probable aspartyl protease At4g16563. Gene Ontology annotation, biological process: proteolysis. Gene Ontology annotation, molecular function: aspartic-type endopeptidase activity. The coding region runs from base 68 to 1396 and encodes 442 amino acids. Lineage: Eukaryota; Viridiplantae; Streptophyta; Magnoliopsida; Lamiales; Lamiaceae. The transcript has a single exon. The record is from RefSeq and is a predicted model, not a curated record. Gene Ontology annotation, cellular component: extracellular region.